Messenger RNA from Myxocyprinus asiaticus (Chinese sucker), 6394 nucleotides. Its product is annotated as target of Nesh-SH3-like. NCBI's taxonomy places the organism in Eukaryota, Metazoa, Chordata, Actinopteri, Cypriniformes, Catostomidae. The coding region runs from base 206 to 2908 and encodes 900 amino acids. The record is from RefSeq and is a predicted model, not a curated record. The transcript is spliced from 21 exons. Gene Ontology annotation, biological process: positive regulation of cell-substrate adhesion; extracellular matrix organization. Gene Ontology annotation, molecular function: protein binding.
UUCAUUCUAAACACAUAACAACAUACACACCCACACAGUUACUCUCACACACUCUUGCAUUGAAAUUAGCUGAUGUGAGGUCCCUGACAAAGAUACAGAGAAAAACCUAUGAUUUAAGAACGAAAAACUGUCAAAGUUUAGAGAAGAGGUUUGCGUGGACUACUGGAGCUCUGUAUUGCGUUUUUUCUCUGAGAAAAACGACAACAUGCAAGCCUUCCUCCUCCUCUUCCUCAGCGAGAUGCUUCUGCUGAGACUGACUUUCACAACCACACUCAGAGGGCGAAGACAAAACAUGAAAGUGCGUAUCAGUGCUAUUGGAGACACUAUUAUAUUCAAGUUUUUGCAGCCUCAUGUUGACAACAGAUUGGAGGGAUACAUACUGGGCUAUGGCAGCAGCAUGUUUUCCAAACAGUUUAUCCAGCUACCCGAGGAUGGACAACCCUAUGAAACAGAGUUAGAUGCUGAGCCCAAAUAUCUGCUCGCAUUGCAGUCAGUGAAAGUUGAUGAACCUAAGAAGCAGUGCACAGGGAAAGUGAAUCUAGAGAAGCCAUUACACCUUGUGAUUGGCUCAGUAUCACCGUCCUCCGUGCUGCUGUCCUGGGGGACACUACUGACAACCCCCUUUAUGGAUUCUAUUCUGGAUGAUUGUAUUGAUGAGGGACAGUUCACAGUGCGCUAUAGAAAAAAGGAACCCAGUGAUACCUGGAAUUACCAGACCUGUCCAACCAGCAGCACCGUCAUCGACAACCUCAAACCAGAUACUCUGUAUGAGUUUGAGGUCAGAGCAGACACCAACACCACCAGUGGAGUCUGGAGCCCACCAGUCGUCCAUAACACAGCUGAUCAAAUAAUUCAUGAGCCAUUCAAGGAACUGAAUCAAGCAAAGCCUGAGAAGCCAGUCAUAGCAAGUCGACCAUCAUUCUUGCCCCCAGUGCCAGUCUUGAACAACAUUACCCAAACCAGAGCUGCCCCCCUCCUCAGACAAACUGGCCUUCAAGAACCACAGAAAACUUCAGGAGCAGGGCAUCCCAUGGCAUCUACUAUCUCUCCUGAUGAUCCGCCGACCUCUACCCAGGCCUUUACUCCCACUUACACACUUAUCAUCCUGCCCACACCAAAGACCUCAAGCACAGUUGAACAACCCAACAGUCAGCCUAGUACAACCAAACCAGAUCAUCUCACAGAGCAGCAACAUAUUAACCUAACCCCACAACAACCUACAACAACCCAUCAACCCAUCUUGACCCUACAACUAACCAGCACUUCAACACAUAGCACAACCCAACCAACAAUUAGUACAACCCAAGAAUGUACCACCAAAAUACAGAUCCCUACCAAAGAACAACCACAUACUACCAAGCAGCAAACGAUCACGGCCCAGCAACAGUUUAGUGAAACAGCAUCAAACCCCACACCAACACAAAAUCCACCUGCAACUAAACCACCACUUCACCAAAUCCAACCCCAACAACACACCACAAACAAAGUCCUACCUAGCACUGUCCAGAACAAUCCCAACACCUCUAAGGAACAACACACCAUAAGUCAAGACAGCCACCAUACAGGAAAAAUCCAGCCCAGCACCCUUCGUUCACAAGGCAUAGAUAUCUUCCACAACUCUUCUUCUUUUUCCCACCCCUUGGCACGCAAUGUGACACAAAGUCUGAGGCCUCAUGCUCGUGUCCCUCCAAAUCUCCCUACAAAGGCUGUCAAGCCGCCCCUUGUGUAUCGAAACUCCACCCUCAACAGGAAAAGGGUGCCCAGUGGUGAGCAUCAUAUAGGUCUUUUGGGGCCCAAAACUCCGAAGGGACCCAGAAAGCAUCUGGUGAAGACGAAGCUGAAUCAGGCCUCAGAGACUAAAGAAAAAGAAAAGGUUAUUGAUCUGAAGCAGGUGGACCCAGUGCCACUUCUGAAACCUCUAGCUCCUCCCACUUCUGAACAAACAGCCAGUCGAGAGUCUACACCAACAACACCACCACAAUCUGCUUUUGAUGGGAGUCAUUUUGAGACUGGUGAUAACUCCUCUAUGUUCAGCCAUCAUCCCGCAUCUGAGUUGGAUGCAAUGGGCAAGAAACGUUUCGUAGCACCUCAUGUGAUCUAUAAAACCGACAAACGUCCGGAAGAGCCCUGCUCCGUUACUCACUCGCUCAGCUUCUUUCCUGAUGAGGAGGUGGGAUACUUGAAUGUCACUGGCCCACCCAAGACCCCUCCCACCAACCUUACUGUGGUUACAGUGGAGGGAUGUCCCUCUUUCGUCAUCCUUGAUUGGGAAAAAUCAGACAACGAGACAACAGAAUAUGAGGUUGUUUCCUCCACCAAAGGUCCACAUGGAGAGGAGGUGUUCAUCCUGACAACAAAUCAAACACAUACAGCUGUGGAGAACCUGAAACCGGAAAGCAGUUAUGAAUUCAAAGUGACACCCAAGAACGAGCUUGGUUCAGGGCCAGCCAGUGAUCUAGUCAGUUUCAGUACAGAGUCGGCGGAUCCUCGUGUGAGUGAGAUCCCCACAGGUAAAACUGCCAUCUGGUCAUCAUUUCCGUUCAAGGCAGACUCGUAUUCCGAGUGCAAUGGGAGGCAGUUCAUAAAGCGAACCUGGUACCGCAAAUUUGUGGGUAUCCAGUUAUGCAACUCUCUUAGAUACAAGAUCUACCUGAGUGACUCUCUCACUGGGAAGUUCUACAAUAUAGGAGAUCAGACAGGCUAUGGGGAGGACCACUGUCAAUUUGUUGACUCGUACCUGGACGGACGAACCGGGGGUUCUCUUCCACCAGAACAGUUACCACCCAAACAAGGCUAUUUCCGGGCUAUGCGUCAAGAACCUGUCACGUUUGGGGAGAUUGGAGGAAAUUCCCUGAUCAACUAUGUAGCCUGGUAUGAGUGUGGGAUCCCCAUUCCUGGGAAGUGGUAGGACCCUGAGGCUCAGACGGAAUACACGACUGAUAUGAAACAUCAGGUCACAAGAGAAGCGGUGUCACGCAAGAUUCUAUCCCCUCGCAGAAUUCUAUCCUUUUUGGACCCCAAGAUGUAGCUGUGUAGUGCCUGUUCAAAAUUGUAUAGAGAUUGUUAUGUUUGUUGUAAAUAAUCAAAAUAGCCUUUCUGUUUCUCUUUUUUGUAGCAGUGGAAGCUACAAAUAAGAAAUAGUAGGUGUUACGAUCCCUCAUCUAGGGGGUGAGUGAGUAACAAUGUAGAAAGAAAUUCCAGCCAAACCGCCAGCCCAAGAAAUGCAACAAACGAAAGAUAAGGUAAAUUGUUAUUUAUUAUUAGACAAGUAAUAUUUUAAAGUUAAGAGCAGCAAUAGUUCUUUUAACUUCAGGGUAACCAAAGGUCCAAAACAACAAACAAAAACCCACUUAGAAAAGUAGAUAAAAUACAUAACCUAACAAAUGAAAAGAAAAUACCUGUACACACCAAUUAACCUAACUACACUGACAAUAAACAAAGUCAAAAUAAUAUUCAAAAGAAAGGACAGGUUACCCCUACAGGUUGCUGCAUUAAACUAAUAGUGUAAAACAAGUUAACAUUAGAAAAUAACACAACUAUAUCGCUGUGGCUUUCAUUAAUCUGCCUGUUGGUCUAGGAGCAUGGAGAUAUGUGACCAGCCUGAAGUCACACACCCCCUUGCAGAGAGCAGCUCUCCUGUCAAUUGGUCAAUUAUAAGUCAAUUAGUCCUCCAACCACAAUCACUGAGAGGUGGAGCUAUUCAAUCCCUCAAUCACUGAAUCAAUCACUGAAUGCACACAGGAAAAAGAGAAACACAUUAGAAAGAUAACAAAACAUAACAUGGAUCGUAACAGUAGGUCUACAAAUAUAUACAAACUAAAAGGGAUAGUUCACCCAAAAAUGAAAAUUCUCUCAUUGUUUACUCAUCCUCCUGAUAUCCCAGGUGUGUAUGACUUUCUUUCUUCACCAGAACAUAUUUGAAGAAAAAUAGAAAAAUAUUUGAGCUCAGUAGGUCCUUAAAAUGCAAGUGAAUGGAGAUUUCUCUUUUGAUGCUCCAAAAAUCACAGACAGUCAGCAUAAACUUCAUCGAUACGACUCCAGUGGUUAAAUUAAUGUCUUCUUACGAUCACUUUUGAUGUGAAAAAGAUCAAUAUUUAUUUUUGGGUGAACUAUCCCUUUAAAGGUGCCAAUACACUUCUAACGAAAACGAAGAAAAAACAGGUUUAUGUCAUUUCAAACAAAAUCUGGCCAAAAAGUAGUUGUUCUUGAGUUUGUUGCAGUGGUUUGAAACAGCUUGCCAACGCAAACUUUCAGGAAACCAUUGUCCACAUCAUCGGUGGGUGUUCCCCUUAGUUUGAUGGCAACAUUUUUCUUGUUAAUUUCUCCACUCAGUCCACAUCAGUUAAAAUCAGUACACUGGAGUGCAGAGUUGCCUAGUGGUGCUAUCUGUAUGAUUGUUUGCGUGUCUAUAAAGUCUAUAAAAUACAGUAUUUGAUGGUAACCAGUGCAUAUUAUGGCCAUGAAUAGCACAUUAGCGCCAAGAAUGCAGAACGUAAACAUGACAAAUUACACAUUAUCUACUGCCUAUACUAUAUAUUACUUUAAAUCAUCCCCCGAUGAUUCAGAAUUCAGAAAACAUUUUAAUGUCAUAUUGGUUAAUGUUAUACAUGUAGUCUCUUAACAAGACAACACACGUAUCAUAUUUAAAUGCUCCACUAAAUGCCAGCCCAAGUUGUGGAUGGUUCUCAAAUAAUACACCAUUGCUCAGCUGUUCUGAACAUUUUUUCUAAGCUUUGAGCAAAGAAGAACUUUGCUGUAAGUGUAUCAGAGCUUUAAACUUACAAACUGACCAAAUACCUUGUUUAAGGUGUAUGCUAGGCCAGAAGGCUAAUCAAUUUGUGAGAUGCUAAGCAAGCAGACUAAUCAGCUAGUGCUACACUGAGCUACAGUAGUAGGUAUAUCGGCUAAUGGCAUUAUAAGCUAGUAGGGCCAACCAUUAACCAUAUUCGGUUAUAUAGUAUGAUAUGUGACAUCUUAUUUAGAAGACAUUCAUUAUCAUAUUACAAUUUUGUUGGAUUUAUAAUCAGGCACCAUUAGAAGUUCUUUCAGUCAAUAGAAUCGCAUUUGGUUCAAGGGGGAUAGGAUUUUGGGGAGAUAGAAUCUUGCACAACACCUGACUUGUUACAUUAUCAUGUAUAUAGAAUGAUUUUGUAGACUGAAUAUGCAUCUAUGAUUAAGUAGACAUCUAUGUUUUCGGUUAUCAGGCACAUAUAAAAUGAUUUAUAUGCUCAAGCAGUGCAUUAAACAAAGAAAACAGAAUAAAUAAUAUUACUAUUAAGUGCAAGAAGUUUGGUUUUUGAGAAUAUAGGGAAGCAGGCUCCCUCAGCUAAAGAAAUGUAUAUAUUAUUUAUCAAAAUGUUGGAAAUGAAACAAUGAAACCAAUAAAAAGGUAAUAGUUAACAGUGUUUGCUUUCUGCAACAAACAUUAAACACCUGCCCAACUGAAAGGAUGUUCUGUGUUCAGUAAGUUAAACUCUGUGACAUACCCUUGAUCACAACAGACAAUACUUUUGACUCGUUCCUCAGCUUGUACAAUCAGGUGUACAGUAAUGCACCUACAAUGGAGGUUUAAAAGCUAAAAUGUGCAUCUGAUAUUUUUUUUAUUUUUUUUUAUUAAAGCUGUUAUAUAAAUUUCUCAAAAAAAUUUUUUUGAGCAAUAAAUUAGAUCGUUAGUUAAAUCGUUCUUUUAGUUGUGGGCCUGUGAAAACUGUUCUAAACAAAUUAACUUCUGUUUUCCAUUACUGAUGUAAUUCCUGUUAAUAGCCUCUUGCGGAUAUCCUUCUGCAUAGCACGCUAUGUUUGCCAGCUGAAAGGUUUUGAAAGAUUGGAAAUAACUUGCACGGGAAAAAGUAGCAAUUGAUUCUACCAAUGUCUCAUGUUAACACAAUGUUCCAGUCGUGUGGCUAUACUUUUGAAACAAUGAAUUGUAACAUUUAUUCUGGUGCGAUGACCCUAGACUUCCAUUGUAAGUGCAUUAUUCUACAAAAAAGUUUUGCUUGUUUUCAAACUGAGCAAUGGGUCAGAUGCUACAGAUGCUGUUGAUGGAGCUUAAAACGAAUUGAACCCAGAUCAUUUCUUUGAGCUGAGUGACAAUGCAAGCUUAACAGCUCAAACACAAUAUUAUUAAGGCGAAUUUUAAGACUAGGUAAUGUACUGUACAUUUCUCAAGAUAUGCAGCUCAAAGUCUUAACAUUUUCAUGGUGUAAGUAUACCUUGUAUCAAUGUCAGGAAUGAAACAUCACAAGGAUCUCUAUUAAUUGUUUUGUACAGAAGUUCAAUGACUCAUGAUUUCCAAGGAAGGCUUAAAAACACCAAAUAAACUUUACAUAAAAAAAUUUGUGGUUUGAAGUGAAUCUGCUCUACCAAUAAAAGCACAAACAGCCUAUCAGUUAUG